AUCAUCUCGCACUUUUCUACGCAGUCCCUCGGCAGGACGGAAAAGGAUAAGUAUGCUUUGGCUUGUCGCCUUUAUCCCUCCUCUCAACAGCCUCCAUGAGGUUGUCUCAAUAAUUGCGUCGGGGAGGCUUGAAGCAUCCACUUACAUGAAUUUCAUCAAUUGAGCACGUCAGCUCUAAUGCAGGUGUACACAGACUCACGUUCAUAAAUCGAUCCAUCUUUCACUAAUUGAGCAGGAUCAGCCACGCGAUUGCGACGUAGAAGAGCCACACGGGGUAGACUGCUAGUGCCUUGCGGUCCUCGGCAACGAGUUCCGACAUGAAUCCGACAGAAGCUGAAGAGAUGAAAUGAAAAACAGUCACCAUGUUCGUGAUUGUGUCUGUGAUCGCUUCCUGCCUCCAGUCGCCCAGUGGAGGGCGAUAAGCAUCAGGAUAAACUGCAGAUACAGUGGACGAGAUUCACAGGACGGGGCGUAUCGUGUGGUGAAGUGCCACCGUGACAGCCCUCACUUUGACGAUAGAUCCGAUCGACGAGGGAAGGAAGAGGCACGCAAACGCUGCCAGGACAAGGGGACAGAUGCAGUAGCCGAGGACGCAAACGCUCUGGAAGAAAGAUCUGCAUGAACACGAACCAAAUUAAUCAUGAACUUCACUGGCACGACAUUUUCCUACAUCUUUCCACCAAGCAGCAGGGCGUUGAAUGUCACCACGACAGCACCCAGCCACACAAUGACAUAGACGAGGCCGAAUACCACCUCUUGCUGAUUCUCUGGGGCAUUUGCCCACAGAAUGCUAGGACAAAACACACGUGAAAGGAAGCGUGGGUGGCACGGCGUGGGUUGCAUACAUCGAAAGGAUGAGGCAUAGGAAGAGCGGUCCCCAGAGAUCCCCUGCACACCACAAGCACAGGGGGACUUCUUAACCCGCCAUUUCACCGGUCCUGCCUACACUGCUUUAGCCCAGCGCCAGCCUCGGAUCGAGAGCGCGGCAGCAUCACGUAGUACAGUUUCUUGCCGACGCUGCGGAGAUCUCGCAUCUAAGCACACAUGUGAGAAGGAUGGGAGAGACACAGGCUGGAUGUACGGCCUCGUACGAUAGUGUCGACGACGGGCUCGUCUAGCGUUCCGAUGCAGUCCACUGCUCUCUCGGAUGAGAGGGGGGCAUCCAUAGACCCGCGAACGUGUGUCAUUUUCGAUUUCG
Vitrella brassicaformis is the source of this 1198-nucleotide messenger RNA. The record is from the annotation of a GenBank genome assembly. NCBI's taxonomy places the organism in Eukaryota, Vitrellaceae.